Messenger RNA from Colletotrichum spaethianum, 1182 nucleotides. RefSeq lists its product as uncharacterized. The record is from RefSeq and is a predicted model, not a curated record. Lineage: Eukaryota; Fungi; Ascomycota; Sordariomycetes; Glomerellales; Glomerellaceae. Bases 1 to 1182 code for a protein of 393 amino acids. The transcript has 2 exons.
AUGAAGACUGCAACUAUCCUCAGUCUCGUCUUCGGACUGACACCGGCUUUUGCCGCGAUUUGCAACAACAAUUGUGGGCGACAAGUCGCUGGGGUAGCCAGAAAGGACCCCCCCUUCGCCUUGAGAUCAUCUCUGUGCGCCGAUCUUCUGACGACUUACACCACCAUCGUGCCUGGUACUGUAACGGUGACUGCUACGCCUGUUGUUGUCAACAACGUUCACGCCGCCCGUGCCGAGAUCCCUGCUCCGAUUAUCACCGGUACCAAGCCCGCCUAUGCUAGCUCCUGUCCAGACGUUACGGCAUACUGGUCUGCUUGUCACUGUUUCGAAGACAUCGCGGCCACUACCGUUACCGUUACGGGCCCAGCGCAGACCGUCAUCAUCACACCCACCCUCACUGUCCAACCGUCCUUUCCAACCUUGUCCUCAAGGACCUCAUCUUGGUCAAACUCGUCUUUUACGACAAACUCGUCCUUCUCAACAACAUCGCCUUCUUUCACCACCUCGGCCACUGCGACCUCGUCUGCUCUACCCACAUGCACAGAGGGUAUCGAGUUCGCAUUGUAUAACUAUGGCCUCGGCACCGAGCAGUGUUCUGAAGUCAGUAACAAAAGCCCUCGGGACGCCGACUUUAGAACCAUUCUUGAGGGUGUCAACCCCUGGGUCACCGGCACCACUUCCCAUAUGUGGUUUUCGCAAGAUGACGCCGGAAGGCCCCUUAGCGUGUAUGGAGUCGAAGGUCCACCAGGCAGCGGCUUGGCAUGCAGCGCACUUAUGCAUCGCGGGUAUAUUAAGCCAUCUUUGCUGGGCACUUACACUAUCUACAUCGACUACCCCGAUGAUUUCGCUCACGUCUGGGUUGGCGAAGUAGCGCUCUCUGGAUCCUUUUCGGCCGCUAACAGCCAGGCCUAUGGGCGGUGGCCCGAUUCUGGACCGUGGGUCGACUUUCGCUUAUCCUACAUUUUUGAGGUUACAGACACCUCGGCGUACAUCCCUUUCCGUGUGUUCUGGGCCGACCGGCACGGACCUGGCAGUCUCAGAGUUACAAUCCUGGACGCGACGGGAUCAGUAAUUCUCGGAGGGAAUUCUCAAAGCAGCCCCAACAUUGUCACUAGCUGUGAAGGGGUCGGGUCCCCUGCUCCUGCUUGGUUGGAUUGGCUGGAUGAAGUCGUUGGGGAGUAG